Messenger RNA from Paramisgurnus dabryanus, 6297 nucleotides. The record is from RefSeq and is a predicted model, not a curated record. NCBI's taxonomy places the organism in Eukaryota, Metazoa, Chordata, Actinopteri, Cypriniformes, Cobitidae.
AUGGGUAAGAAUCUCCAUUUUGACUUGAAGAGAAACGAGAUGCCGUGUACAAAGCACUCCCGUCGGUCCCAGGCUGCCAAGAAGAGGAUUGCAGACCGGAUGGCUGCUGAUCCUGAAGAGGUUUUGCCACCUCUUAAAACAUUGGCAAAACCUGAAAAUCCUAAAAACCCUGAAAAUCCUAAAAACCCUGAAAAUCCUAAAAAAACUAAAAAACCUGAAAAUCCUAAAAAACUUAAGCAUGAUCCUAAGAUUGAACUUAAUACUGAACUGAACCAUGACUCUAAGAUUGAACUUAAUACUGAACUGAACCAUGACUCUAAGAUUGAACUUAACACUGAAUCUAAGUCUGAUCCUAAGAUUGUUUGCACGUUCCUAGCCAUGAUCCUAAUUCUAAGUCUGUCUCUAACUCUGAUCCUAAGUUUGAUUGUAAUCAUGAUCUGGACCACAAGUGACCUGGAUGCUGUUCUGGUAAAUGGUGACAAGUUGUACAGUGCCAUGAGAGAUGCUGGGAAAAUCAACGAUCCUGUUCGAGGCUUCAUACGUGAUCAUGAGCUGCCUGAUAUGCACACAUUGAACAAUUAUGAUUUUUCAAUAAACUAUGGUGAAUCAUAUACUGGACUGUUUGGUGUAAAUGAAUAUGAUAAAGAGCUGAAAGGUGUAAAGGCAUAUAGCAUCCACAAGUACAAUACAGAUGCGGAACACAGAGAGUCUGUAAAAAGGUAUAACAUUGGAAAAUAUAUAAACAAUGAUGCAUAUAGAGAGUCUCUGAAGGCUUACAGUGCAAAAAAAUACAGUGAAGAUGAAGCACAUAGAGAAAGUCUCAAAUCAUUUAGUGUAAAAAAGUACGAGGAAGAUGAAGCACACAGAGAGAGGCUCAAAUCAUUGAGUGUAAAAAAGUACGAGGAAGAUGAAUCACACAGAAACAUGGUCAUAGAUUACAAUAUACAGAAAUAUAAAAAUGAUAAUAGUUUUGCCAGUAGUAUAAAAAUGAGAAAUGUUGAAACACGAUGUGUGGCACACAUGAAAAGAAAGGAGAUAGACUGUGUGAUUGAACAAUUUAAAGAAAAAAUAUCUAUUGGUCCUGAAUAUGUUUGUUCAGUAUGCCAUCGCUGCUGUUUUAAAAUGCAGGUGAAACCUUGCAAAAUACAUACAUACUUUCAAAAAUCUGUCAAUGUUGGCAAUAUUGCAGAAAAAUGUAUAACAUUUAAUUAUCUUCAUGAAUGUGUUAGCAACUGUAAUGAACACUGCAUAUAUAGAAACAGUCCAGCUGAAUCUUUGUGGAUUUGUUAUACGUGUCAUCGAAAAAUAUGUGAAGGUAAAAUGCCUGCAGAAAGUGUAGUAAAUAAUCUUGCUCUGGAUCCCAUUCCUAAUGAAUUGAGUUGUUUAAACUCUCUUGAACAACAUCUAAUAUCAAAGAAUAUUCCAUUUAUGAAACUUGUGGCUUUACCUCGUGGGGGCCAAAAUUCGGUUCAUGGUCCGAUUACUUGUGUUCCAUCUAAUGUUACAGAUGUUGUGAAUGUUUUACCAAGAUCAGAAAAUGAUGAUUUGAUGAUACGAGUGAAGCUUAAGAGGAAAUUAACCUACAAAGGGCACUAUGAAUAUCAAUUUGUACAUACUGAUAAGAUAAAAACAGCACUAACAUAUUUAAAAGAAAAUAACAAAUGGUAUACAGAUGUAGAGUUUAACGAUAGUUGGAUUAAUCCUCUCAGUAAAACAGUAGAAGAGAUCAAUAAUAAAAGUAAUAAAAAUGAACUUGAUUUAGACAUUAAUGAAAAUGAAGAUGACAUCUCUGAUGAAACACUUCAUGAUCGCCAACAACAUGGCUUGUUUAUGGAUUCAUGUUUACAACCAGUAGACUUGGGACAGGAAAUCUUAGAUCAACAUUUUAAUGGUAUUACAUCAGUUGCACCAGCAGAGGGCAAUAAUCCUGUGAGAAUGUUAAUGGAUGAAAGUAAUGAAGCUAAAUGCUUUCCAACUCUUUUCCCCAAAGGAACAGGGACAUUUCAUGCUCCAAGAUCUGAAAAAAUAACAUUGUCUAGAUAUUUAAACAAUAGAAUUUUAAAUGCUGAUGGACGUUUUGCCCAAAACCUGGAUUACAUUUUCUAUGGACAAUAUUUAUCUGAGCUCAAUCAAGUUAUUUCAAAUGUAUCUAUUGCUUUAAGAAAAGGCUAUGACACAAACAACAUACACAAAAUUACAUCAGAGACACUGAGAAACAAAGAGUCACUGCAAAAGAUUUUUAAUUUUGAUGAGGGUUACAAAUUCUUAAAGCCUGUGAGAGGAACUCCUGUUUUUUGGCAAAGUGUUCAGAAAGAUUUGUUUGCAAUGGUAAGACAACUUGGUAUCCCAACUUGGUUUUGUUCGUUUUCUUCAGCCGAUUUGAGAUGGACAGAACUAAUGAAAACUUUAGCAAAACAAGAAAGAUGUGAAAAACCUCUUGAUGAACUGGACUGGUCUGACAGAUGUGGAAUGCUUAAACGUAAUCCUGUAACAGCUGCCAGAAUGUUUGAUCAUCGAUUUCAUUGCUUCCUGAAAGAUGUUAUUAUGUCACCAGCUCAACCAAUAGGAAAAAUAAUUGAUUAUUUCUAUCGAAUAGAAUUUCAACAACGUGGAUCACCUCAUACACAUUGUCUAUUUUGGGUGGAAAAUGCUCCUCAGGUGGACAGAGAUGAUGAUGAUAAGGUUGUAAAAUUUGUAGAUCAAUACAUAACUUGUGAGAUGCCUUCUGAAGACGACGAAAUGUAUGAAAUUGUGAAUAAUGUUCAACGACACAGUAAAAGACAUUCCAAGACAUGCAAAAAGAAGGGUACUACAUGUCGAUUCAAUUUUCCCCGUCCAGCAAGUAAAAACACUUUCAUUACAAGAAGUUGCCAAAAUGAUGAAAAUGAAGAUGAGAAUCAACCUGAUAAUAUAAAACGUGUAAAAAAAAGCAAAAAGAUGAAUAAUUGUAAACAAAUACCAAAAGAAAUAGCUGAAGUUAUAGUAAAGAAAGUAAAAGAGUGUUUGUUGAAUACUGAUAUUGUGUUUGACUCAGUAGACUCUUUGUUUGAAACAGUAGGUAUAAAUCAAGAAUUAUUUGAAGCAGCUUAUAACAAAAUGACAAAGAAAACAAGUGUUCUUUUAAAAAGAAAGCCAUGUGAUAUAUGGGUGAAUCAGUAUAACAGAGAUCUUUUACGAUGUUGGAAUGCAAACAUGGACAUACAGUUUGUUGUUGAUGCUUACUCUUGUAUAGUUUAUAUAAUUUCCUACAUUUCCAAACAAGAGAGAGAAAUGGGAUUAUUGCUGGCAAAUGCUCAGAAAGAAGCAUACAAUCAGGGCAACAUGGAUGCAAAACAGGCUUUAAGAAAACUUGGAAGUUUGUUUUUACAUAAUCGAGACGUUUCAGCUCAAGAGAGUGUUUAUCGAUUAACUAACAUGAAACUAAAAGAGGGAUCAAGAAAAGUAGUUUUUGUUCCAACUGGAAGUAAUACAGUGAAAAUGAGUUUACCCUUAAAAAUCAUAAAUAAAAAAGUUGAAAGUGCAGAAAAUGAAAAUGAAGAAAUAUGGAUGAAAAGCAUCACAGACAGAUACAGAGCUCGUCCAAAAACAGAACAUUUUACUGAAAUGUGUUUAGCAACUUUUGCAUCACAAUACAGAGUUUUGUCAAAAUCUGAAAGGUCUUCCGACAGAGUAGAAUUGGAAAAUGACAUGGGUUUUGUGAGGAAAAGAACUCGCACAGAUUUUGCUAUUAUACGAUAUGCUCGCUUUUCACCGACUAAAAACCCUGAAAACUAUCAUCAAAGUAUAUUAGAGUUAUUUUUGCCUCAUUUUUUGAAAACCCAAUUAAAACCCGCUGAUUUUAAUUCCCAUCAGAAUUUCUAUGAGACUGGAUAUGUUAAAAUGUAUAAAGAUCAGCUUCAAUCAGUAAAAAGUAUAGUGGAUACAAAUAUGGCAAAAUUUGAAAAAGAAGCAGACACAAUACAGAAAGCCCAACAAGAUUUAGAACAACAUGGACCAAUGGAAGAUGCGUGGGCACAAAUCUGUCCAGAAACAGAACUUGAACGUUUAGAAUGUCUGGAGAGUAAAGAACUACAAAUAGAAACAGAUGAAUAUGAUGAUGUCAUACCUGAUCUAUUACCAAAUGCUGGUGUUUCCACAUUAGAAAGAAAUCCAUCUGCUAUGUCAAAGAAAGAUGCAAUGGCUUUGCUACGUUCUCUAAAUGAAAAACAGACACAAAUCUUUUACAAAGUUCGACAGUGGUGUUUAGAUAAAGUACAAGGUGAAAACUCAGAUCCAUUUCAUGUGUUUAUAUCUGGUCCAGGAGGUGUUGGAAAGUCAGUGCUGAUUAAAGCAAUCUAUUAUGAAACUACUCGCAUUCUUUCCAAGCUGUCAGAGAACCCUGAUGAGACACAUGUACUGUUAACAGCUCCGACUGGUGUUUCUGCUUACAAUAUUAAUGCUGCCACUAUACACAGCACUUUUUCUAUUGGAACAAAUGCUACACUGCCUUAUCAGCCACUUGGAGAUGAAAAAAUUAAUUCAUUGAGAGCAAAAUUUGGAAAACUGCAAAUAUUAAUAAUUGAUGAAAUUUCUAUGGUUGAUCAUAAACUUCUUGCAUAUAUUCAUGGAAGAUUGAGACAAAUUAAACAAACAGGAGAUUAUUCACCAUUUGGAAAAGUCUCUGUUAUAGCAGUUGGAGAUUUUUAUCAACUGCCUCCUGUUAAAGGAAAGGCACUUUACACUGAACCAAAUGGUGUGAAUUUGUGGGAAACUAACUUCAGUAUAAUUGAGCUAACAGAGAUCAUGCGCCAGAAAGACAAAAACUUUGCAGAAAUAUUAAAUCGUUUAAGGCUUCGUAAGAAAGAUGAACCAAUGCUUGAAAAAGAUAUUGUUACUCUUAAAAGCUGUGAAACUGGUGACGCUGAAUAUAGUAAAGAUAUCCACAUAUAUGCAACUAAUAGUGAAGUUGAUGAGCAUAAUGUAAAAAUGUUGUACAAAAUCUGCUCUGACACAGUUACAAUAAAUGCACAGGACUUUGAGAGAAAUGCCAAAACUGGCCGAAUGGAAAGAAAAGAUGGAUUUCAUUCCAAAGUUCACAGCAGUUCAUUGGAGAAAUCUCUUGAAUUAGCCAUUGAUGCUCGAGUAAUGUUGUUGAAAAAUAUUAAUGUUUCGGAUGGCCUUGUAAAUGGAAUAUUUGGAACAAUUAAAGAAUUCCAUUAUGAUGAUAAUCAAACAUUUCCAUCAAAACUAUACAUUGAAUUUGAUGAUAAACUAGUUGGUAAAGAAGCCAGAAAUAAAAAUCCAUGCUUAAGACCCGGACUUGAAAAAACAACACCCAUAGAACCAGAAGAAGAAAAAGUAACAAAUAGUGGUGGUAUGAGAAGACAGUUUCCUUUAAGAUUGGCCUGGGCAUGUACAGUUCAUAAAGUACAAGGUCUGACUGUAAGCAAAGCUGUUGUUUCACUGAAAAAGAUAUUUGCUCCAGGACAAGCAUAUGUUGCAUUAAGUCGAGUGACCUCUCUUGAUGGACUGAUAAUUGAAGACUUCAAUGAAAAAGCAAUUUUUUCAAAAGGUGACAUUGAGCAAGCUCUCCAGGUAAUGCCUCCAUUUAUUACUCAAAGUCAAACAACAGAAAGUUUACAAUUUAAACUGAUCCUACACAAUGUUCAAGGACUAAUUCCACACAUUUUAGAUAUUCGACAAGAUCAAAGAUAUUUUCAAGCAGAUAUGAUUUGUGUUACAGAGACAUGGCUAAAGCAAAGCUAUUUUGAAAAUGAUAUAACACUACCUGGAUACUCUUUCAAUAACAAAUUACGAAUUCUUUCAUAUGACACAAGUCAUGAUAUUUUUGCUAAACUAAAACAGAAAGAUCAUGGUGGUGUUGGUGUUUAUCACAAACAUAAAGUAAAAGUUGAUGUAGUUAGUUUACCAUGUAUUAACAUUGAAUGUCUAAUGUGUAGUUUAGAACAAUUACACACAACUGUGGCAGUUGUAUACAGACCACCAUCAUAUAACAUGGAUAUGUUUAGACAAAAUUUAACUAAUUUAAUUGAUCAAAUAAAUAGCUUGCAAGGUGGCAAAAUAAUUUUAGGAGAUUUUAAUGAAAACCUUGCAAAUAAAUCAACCAUUCAUGAUGUCAUGAAGGAUAAUGGUUUCACACAAGUUGUUGAAAAGGCAACAACUGAAUAUGGCACAUUAAUUGAUCAUGUAUAUAUGAAAGAUAUUGACUUAAACAAAAUAAAUGUUGAUAUCAUGCCAACAUAUUUUAGUUGUCAUGAAUGCAUUGUACUGAAUUAUUCACAGAUUCUGAAAGUGUAG